Aspergillus saccharolyticus JOP 1030-1 is the source of this 1678-nucleotide messenger RNA. RefSeq lists its product as uncharacterized. The transcript has 2 exons. The record is from RefSeq and is a predicted model, not a curated record. Bases 421 to 1548 code for a protein of 375 amino acids. NCBI's taxonomy places the organism in Eukaryota, Fungi, Ascomycota, Eurotiomycetes, Eurotiales, Aspergillaceae.
GACAACUUGAAGAUAGGAUUUCUUGUGAAGGCAGAGGAAUAUAAGACGGAGUCUUCCAUAAUGAAUUGUGACAGGGACGGCGUUGGCUCGGGAUUGGAGCGGGACUGCUGUUGCUUUUUUGACAUGUGAUUGACUCGGACCUGGACGCCGGGGCUUUUCGAGGGGAUUUUUCUCUUCCCCUCCUCCAAUACAGUGCAAUCAAAACGGUCUUCAUGCAUCAGUCGCUACUUCUCAACGGUCUGACACAGCCACGUGCUAUUCACCGUGGCCUGAUAAUAGCAAGCGAAGACUCAACACUUUCCUGCCCACCUGCGUCAGAUAUACGCAUCUCGCAGAGUCCCUUCGCCCGCACAGCGUGCACCCCCUCCCCCAUAUCUUGUCAAUCGUUGCAGACGGCAUUUGAUUGUCGACAUGGUGAUAAUGGAUGAUCAGACACCUUUACAGGACACAAUGGUCUAUCCCCAGGCUUUUACUGUUCUUUUCCCCGUCAUCCCAGCAUCUCUCCGGCGGCGGCUGCCCAGCCUGUACUCUUCGAUUCAACGAUCGGUUAGCUCAGGUGUCGUGCCCAACAUCAAGGCGAAUGCGGUUGCUGAAGGGUCGGGUGUUUCGCUACACUCGCGCAUGCCGUCAGCCUCGACCAUUCCGGAACUAGAGUGCUUUAAGUCCCUUCCUGACUCACUUACUGGGAACUUUUACCCACGCCCUGCGACAGCCGAUAGUUCGAGCAACGAACGAGACUCAUGCGUGUCAUCUGUAUCAGGAAAGGCGCCAGAUAUGACGGAGAUCAGUACUUUCGAGGAUGGUAGAUAUGGUGAUGCCUUCGGUGUAUCAUCAACGUCGAGGUUCGAAGCGGAGUCGGGAUUGCGGUGGAAUAGAGUAAUACCUGCACUUAGUCUUCUCCGGAACGCAGGGUAUGAAGCGCAACAGCCCCGAUGUGACGGCAGGCUAGCCCGCUCAUUGUACAUCAAUGCAAUGGGAUAUUUACUUGAUGCUCUACCUGCAGAACUGACCCACGAUGAGCUGGCGACCAUCCGACAUAACUUGCCGUUGAGUCUUCAGUCAUCCGUUCCAGUGCUAGGCGAGGCAAGCCACGCGGCAACCAGCUUCACAAGUCCGAACACAAAUCCAGACACAAACCGACUCCCCCUCAAAUCCAGGAGGUCAAUGCUUCACCGCUUGUUGGCGUUCAUCAUCAUCCAACUCUUUGUCCUCAUGCGAUACAUCAUCCCGUAUCUGAAGCUACUCCUGGCGCGAGUCUAUCAGUAUGAGCGCUCUCAUCGGGUCACCGAGCGCGUCAUUACCACGACCCUGGACACGGUGGAUAGCUGGGGUAAGAGGAGUGUGAGCUUAGGGUCAGCUGUCUUAGGUCUUUACGAGGGGAGGGUACGCGCAACUGUGGUCAAUGUCACCGAUUGGUGGGUUGAAGGUAUCGCGGGUGGUAUCUAUGAGGGCGUAGGAGAGGGCAUGACGGUUCUGGGGCUCAUUCAGCCGACCCCAUGCAAAACUCGAGAGGGGCCAUCACUGCAGGCAGUGAAAAAGGAACUCUGACAUGACGUGAGGAGGCGGUCUGCGGCUACGGCGAAAUUCUUUUGUUUGCGUUCUUGAAGCACUUACUGCAAGCGUUGAGGUUUUAAGCAUGUAUAGACAUAGACCAUCGAUUUAUGACAUGAGAAUGAAG